AUUCAGCGGGAACAACUGUGUAAUGGUUUCACAACAUUGAUAAAUUACGACAGAAUUUAAAUCUAAUUACAUCAAGGUUCACAAUGGCAGAAGUCGAGAAAAUCAAUCCAACAGAAGAACCAACAGACAAUCCCUCAAGUACGAGUAACGGGGCUUCAGCUCAAGAUGAAGAAACGUGUACAGCCCAUUUUGAACCAGUUAUCUCCCUUCCAGCUGUAGAGGUUGUCACACUUGAAGAAAAUGAAGAAGAUUUAUUCAAAAUCCGGGCCAAAUUAUUUCGCUUCGACAGUAACUCAGAAUCUCCAGAGUGGAAAGAAAGAGGAACUGGCGAUAUCAAAUUUUUAAAACACAAGAAAACUGGUCUGAUUCGAAUAUUAAUGAGGAGAGAUAAAACAUUAAAAAUAUGUGCCAAUCAUUACGUGUCUCCUGCCAUGGAGUUAAAACCAAAUUGUGGCAGUGACAGAGCCUGGGUGUGGUCAACUACAGCAGAUUUCGCAGACGAGGAACCAAAAGCAGAAUUAUUAGCCAUCAGAUUUGCCAACGCAGAAAAUGCUCAGAAAUUUAAAAGUAAAUUUGAUGAAUGUAAAGAAAUCAUGAGAGAGAUAAAAUCGAAGGAUGCUGGUGACAGCCCGCAGAAAUCCACAGAGAAAGAAACAGACGCGAAAACAAAUGAUAAAUCGGAAAAAGACACUGAAAAAGUUGCGGAAAAAUUAGAGGAUUUAUCAGUGAAAGACGAUAAAAAAGAAAACGGGGAAGGUGAAAAAACUAAAAGUUCCGAAACUAAGUAGCUUGUUGAGUUCUAUCUGUGAUACUUGUACCAGUUGGGAACUGAAAUCUGGAAGUGUAUAGAUACCAGACGAAUACUCUAAUUUGUCAAGAAUUUUAACCGAAAAAUUUAUUGGAAACUG
This is a messenger RNA of Lottia gigantea (owl limpet), 908 nucleotides long. RefSeq lists its product as hypothetical. Gene Ontology annotation, cellular component: cytoplasm; nuclear pore. The record is from RefSeq and is a predicted model, not a curated record. Gene Ontology annotation, biological process: nucleocytoplasmic transport. Bases 84 to 788 code for a protein of 234 amino acids. Lineage: Eukaryota; Metazoa; Mollusca; Gastropoda; Lottiidae. The transcript is spliced from 6 exons. Gene Ontology annotation, molecular function: GTPase activator activity.